AUGGAGAUCCACGGUUCCGGUUACGGUAGUGACGACGAGGAUGACGAGUCCGUUCACGGUUCUGGAACGUCAAUGGUGGACGUUAUCGAGGGCUCCGGUGGUGUACCGUCGAUGAUCCAUCAACGACCACAGGUCACCACUACGACGACCACCACCCACAUGCCACCCGUGCAUUCACAUUCAGAUUCUGAACAUGUUUUCAAUCCGGUGGUGCCGAUUCGACAGUCGCCUAAGGUAACUAGUGUUACAACUGAGGCUCCAUGGUCAUCACCAGACAGUGACGAACAAGAGCCUAUAAAAACUGUCAUGGAUAACGAGCGAGACUCCGUUGUCGAGACG
Molecule: messenger RNA, 339 nt
Organism: Ostertagia ostertagi
Lineage: Eukaryota; Metazoa; Nematoda; Chromadorea; Rhabditida; Trichostrongylidae
Source: the annotation of a GenBank genome assembly